AAUAAAUAAAACAUAAUAAUAAUUUUAAAAACGAUAGAAGGAGCCAGCAGUAGGAAGCCAACUAUCUCGGACCCAAUAUAAGUGUCUCUAUCUUAUUACUUUAAGAUCAGUGUCUGCUUUCUCCUCUCUGCCUCAGAUAUCAUUGUACUGGGAUAAAUAUAAGGAGCUCUGUCUCAGUAAUUGUAUCAUAAUCCUUCUAUCCAUUUUCCUUUCAAACCAAGUUUCCAUAUUGUCUUUUGUUUGCCUAAAAAUUACACAAACUGAUUUUAAUACUUUUUGACAGUGAUGAAAACAGCACAAAAGAUAUUUAACAAAUGCUGAAACCUAGCUAGCUUAUUAGCUGUCACCAGAGGGCUGUUACUGUCACUUUCUAUCCCAGUGCCUAGACCCACUUGCACAUUUACAGUCCUGUUUGGCUUGUCCCACCUUAGAACAUUUGUACUUGUCUGUUCUUCUCUGUAUGGCUCUUCCCCAGAUCUCGUCAUGAACGCCUGCCACUAUCAUUUCUCUAUUUCUCAGAACCGCAUUCUCUGAACACGUUUUUACAACAAAUUUUCUUUUCUAACAACAAAUAUUUUCAGGAUUUAUUCAAGUAGGUCAUAUUUACAACUGUGCCUAGGGGCCCCUGGGUGGCUCAGUUGGUUAAGCAUCUGACUUCAGCUCAGGUCAUGAUCUCACAGUUCACGGGUUCAAGCACUAUGUCUGGCUCUGUGCUGACAGCUCAGAGCCUGGAGCCUGCUUCAGAUUCUGUGUGUGUGUCUCUGCCCCUCCGCUCUCCCUGGCUCUCUCACUCUCUCCCUCUCUCUUUCACAAAUAAAUACACAUUAAAAAAAAAAAAACUGCCUAAUAUUCAAAAAGGGGAAUCUCUUAUGUCUGUUUUUGGAUUUUUUUCUUAUAGAGAUCUUUGUAAAUUUUUAUUCCUGUAUAAUUUAUCAACAUUCUGGGUCUUGAAUCCAUGUCUGUGACCCCACUGCCCCUGCCAUUCUGCAGAAUGGAUGUCGUGUUAGCAGGCAUGAAAACUACACUAAUCUUCUUGUCCAUUUCCAUCAGAGUUCUUGGGUGACCAGGUGCAUUGUCAAUGAUCAGUGAUAUUUUGAAAAGGUUAUUUUUUCUGAGCAGUAGGUCUCAACAGCGGGCUUAAAAUACUCAGCAAACCACAUUGUAAAGAGAUGCGCUAUCAUCCGGCCUUUGUUGUCUGUUGAUGGAGCUCAGCCAGAGUAGAUUUAGUAUAAUUCUUAAGGGCCCCAGGAUUUUCAGGAUGGUACAUGGGCAUUGGCUUCAACUUAGUCACCAGCCGCAUUAGCCCCUAACAAGAGAGUCAGUCUGUCCUUUGCAGCUUUGAAGCCAGCCACUGACUUCUCUCUGGCUAUGAAAGUCCUGGAUGGCAUCUUCUUCCGACAGAAGGCUUCCAGUAGAUUUUCCAACUUAAAAGCUGUUGGUCGGUGCAGCCACCAGCAUGAAUUGUCUCAGCCAGAUCCUCUGGAUAACUGGCUGCAGCUUCUGUAUCAGCACUCGCUGCCUCACCUUGCAGUUUUAUGUUAUGGAGAUGACUGCUUUUCCUUACUCCCACCAACCAUCCUCUGCUCGCAUCAGGUGUUUUUCUGAAGUUUCUUCACCUCCCUCAUCCUUCAGAGAAUUAAUUGAAGACAGUCAGGGCCUUGCUCUGGAUUAGGCUUUGGCUUAAGGGAAUGGUGACCUUCUAUACAGACCACACAAACCUUCUCCAUAUCUACAAUAGGUCUGUUUCAGUUCACUUUCUUUUUUUUAAUGUGUAUUUAUUUUUGAGAUAGAGACAGAGCACGAGCAGAGGAGGGGCAGAGAGAGAGACACACACACAAAAUCCUAAGCAGGCUCCAGACUCUGAGCUGUCAGCACAGAGCCCGACACGGGGCCGGAUCCCAUGAACCAUGAGAUUGUGACUUGAGCAGAAGUCGGACGCUUAACCGACUGAGCCACCCAGGCUCCCCUCACUUCACAUUCUUAUCACCCAUGUGUCCACUGGACUUGCACUUUUAAUUUCCUUCAAGGACUCUUCCUUUGCAUUCACAGCUUGGCUGACUUUUUGGCACAAGACACCUAGCUUUCAGCCUGUCUCUGCUUUCAGCAUGCCUUUCUCACGAAGCUCAUUCAUUUCUAGCUCUUGAUUUAACGUGACAGACCUUGAACACUUAGGAGGCCGGUGUAGGGCUGUCUCAUGGAAAAGAGGCCCAAGGAGAGGAGAAGAGGGACAGCUGGUAGGUGGAGCAGUCAGAAUACACGCAACACUUACUGAUUAAGGUAGCCCACACCUAUGGGCACAGCUCGUGGCACCCCAAAACAAUUGCAAUAGUAACAUCAAAGAUCACUGAGCACAGACCACAGUAACAAAUAUGAUAAUGAAAAUGUUUUAAAUAUUGUGAGAAUUCCCAAAAUGUGACACAGAGAUAAUGUGAGCAAUUGCCCUUGGAAAAAUGGCACCGAUCAACAUGGCGUUGCCACACACCUUUGUAAAAAGCAGUAUCUGUAAAGCACAAUACAACAAAGUGUGCCUGCCUGUAGUUAAGACCUGGAGGAGAAGAGGUUCUAUAUUCUUCUGGGCCCAGGCCACCGCCUUCAGCAGCCCCCUCCUCUUCAUCUCCAGGCAAGCAAAUGAAAUCCUAGAGCAGACCCUUCCUCUUCUCCAAGUCAGAUUUAGUUGACAUCCUACCGACUGCCAUGCUCUACACGCACAAAAUAUGAUAGGUUCCAUGAAUAAAUUGUACCUUCAGUGUUCAUUUUCCCAUACAUAGGAUGUGUUUCAACUAUUUUUGAAUAAUACGAAACAGUAUAUACGUCUUAGGAUCUGUCUUCAUAUAUAAAAGAAUAAAUUACUUGUGAAGAAAAAUCAGGCAAUAUAUUUUCAGUUCAGGCACAGGCAUUUGGUUCCCAAAAGAAUAGUUUGUCCCUUUUUUCUUCUUAAUGUGUUUGUAUCAAAUAUAAAAGUGAACCUAUAGUAACUCUCAAAAGGGAGCAUUAUUUUUAAAGCGGGAAUUUAAGGUAAUCAGGUUCUUGUUUCCCUGGUUCUCUGACACGUUCCUGUCUUGCCAGCCUCGUCACACUGCACCAUCCUUGAGGCAAUGAGGGCUUCUGCUCAUCAGAAAGGAGUGUCUGCGGUAGGGGACUGUGGACCAGGCUUGUGCCACACAGAGAGUGGAGCUCUAUUAGAGAGUAAAAAGGAUACGUGGUCAGAUCCUGCGUUGUUUAAGGGCUCAUUUAGAAGAGAUCAUUUAAAGAAAUUUUUAAAAAACAAGAAAACUUUGUGUACAGAAUCUCAAAGGAUAUAUCUUUUAGGAAAACUUGUAGAAAAUACAGAUGUUUUAGUCAGUUUCCUAUAAACUUAUUUGAGCAAAGCCUUAGGACUCCCCAUGGAGGUAGGCAGGAGCACUAUUAGAGACUUUCCCCCCUCCCCUGGUAACAGAACUUGUGUAAAAUUGCUGAGAGAAGCCAAACCAUUUGUGUCCCAGGGGCUGAGAGCAAACUACAGUCAGGUGAGUUGGGUGGACUGGACGGGGAGGCGGGCUAGUGGAUUUCUGAAGAUGAUGGAAGGUCUAAAGGUCCUACUUGUAAGGCCAGUGAGAAAGCAGGGAAGAAGUUAAAGCUGGAGAGUGUUAGGAAUGAAAUUUGUGCUUGUAAGUGAUAUUAGCCCCACCCAGCAGCCUCUGGAGAGGGGAGUGGUUGCUGGAGGUUGAGCUCUAGAAUCACUCUUGAACACUGGAGACCAACCUCCAGGCUGGUGAGAGCUUCCAUCUGCUGGAGGGUAAUCCUGCCCACCUCCAUGGGGACUGAUGGAUCCUGCCCUGGGGACCCUUCUGGACCUCACUCCGUGUACCUCUUCAUCUGACUGUUCAUCCUUGUAAUAAACCAGUAAAACUGAGUAAAGUGUUUUCCUAAAUUCUAGGAGUCAUUCUAGAAAAUUGCCAAGCCUAAUUUGAGGGACUGUGAGAACCCUUGAAUCUACUGUGCUCUCGGCAGAAAAUGUGGGCAGCCUGGCACUACAUUUAUGGUUGGCAUCUGAAGUAGAGGAAGUCUCAUGGGGCUAAGUCUUUGAACUUGUGGGAUCUGAUGCUGACUCCAGGAAGAUGGUGUCAGAAUGAACUGAAUCCUUGGACACCCAGGCAAUGUCAGAGAAUUAGUUGCUGGUGUGAAGAAAACUAUUUAUAUGAAUUUUUAGAUUUUGAGAAAUCUAUGACUGCUGUCUGUUACAGGGUGUUGGUCAGUAAGUGGGUGGAAGAAAUGGACGUAUAAGGAAGGUAAGAAGGCAGAACUAACAAAAUAUGCUUUUUUUUGGUCUCAGAUGUUAUUGAGCAUGAGCCAUGUAACCAGGCAUUGGGAUAGGUCAUGCGUAUGCAGUUGGAAUAAAACAGCUUUUUUUAUUUUUGGGGGGUGGAUGCAUGCAGAAAGGAUUACAUGGGAAUUGAAGUGGGCACUAAAAGGAAUGGAAUUAGGGGCUGAUAGACUUCAAGUGGUGUCAGAGGACUGUAGGUUCCCAGGUGUGAGGAGAACCUGGGCAUGGGGAAUGAUUCUGUGGACAAGCUGGAAUGAGAGAGGCUGUGAUUGCUGGAGGGAUCUCAGAUUCUUCAUCUGACAGGGAGAAUUCCUGCUUUUCCUGCAUACGGUUUGCACUCUCUGUGAGUGGAAAUCCGGAGGAAGAGACGUGGUGGCCGAACUCUUGAUGAUGCAACUGCAGUGCAUGGGCUUGGUUGGUGGGUGAUUCACCCGUGGGCCAUGGUAGUGGCUGCAGUGACCUCGGCACGUGGUGACAGGUGAUAGAGAUGAGCAAGACCAGCACUUUACACUCCACUGAGGAGGCGGGCCUUUGGGCAGAAAAACAGGAUUAACAUACAGAGGAUUGAUGCAGUGAUCAUUGUUGUUAAGAAUGGAGAGCUCACUGCAGGAGAGAUCACUGUGGGGCCAUCCUUCGGACGAGCCAUCUCAGGAGCCCCUAACCGGACCGCAGGACCUAUCUGCCCUGAUACCUUAUAAAGAACAAGAAUCUGUGACCUACAAAGAUGUAGCUGUAGACUUCACCCAGGAAGAGUGGGCCCUGAUGGACACAUCCCAGAGAACGCUGUACAGAGAUGUGACGCUGGAAAACAUUAGUCAUCUGGUCUCUGUGGGGUGUCAUUUCUUCAGAUCAGAUGUGAUCUCCCAGUGGGAGCAAAGAGGGGAGCUGUGGAGGGAAGAAAGAGGACCUCCCCAAGGCUGGAGUCCAGGCAUGAAAAAUAGCCAUAACAAGCAAGAAAUAAUACCUAUGCAAGAUAUCUGCAUGAACGACCCACCUAACUGCUGGACAGUACAGAAAUGUCACACGGGAGAAGACCUCUCUGUAUAUAGUGGGUUUGAUGAAGUUUUUACUCACACGUACACAUUGACUCAACAUGUCUUAACUCACACUGUACGGAAACCCUAUAAAUGUAAUGAAUGUGGAAAACACUUCACCCGAAACGCCAACCUUCGUACUCAUAAAAUAACUCACACAGGAGAGAAUCCAUUUGCUUGUAAUCAGUGUGGGAGGCGCUUCAGGUAUUUUUCAUCUUUAACUAGACAUAAGCGAAUUCAUACUGGAGAGAAGCCUUAUGAAUGUCGUCUAUGUGGCAAAGCCUUUGUUCGAAGUUCCAUUAAACGACAUGAGAGAACUCACACUGGAGAGAAACCAUUUAAAUGUCAUCUAUGUGGAAAAGGCUUCGUUACUAGGUCUAAUCUUCGAGAACAUGAGAGAACUCACACCGGAGAAAAACCAUAUACAUGUCAUCAGUGUGGAAAAGCCUUUGUUACAAGCUCUAAUCUUCGAGAACAUGAGAGAACUCACAGUGGAGAGAAACCAUAUAAGUGUCAUCUAUGUGGAAAAGCCUUUGUUCAAAGCUCUUGUCUUAGAGACCAUGAGAGAAUUCAUACUGGAGAGAAACCAUAUAAAUGUCCUAUAUGUGGAAGAGCCUUUGUUACAAGCUCUUGUCUUCGAAAACAUGAGAGAACUCACACUGGAGAGAGACCAUAUGCAUGUCAUCUAUGUGGAAAAGCUUUUAUUCAAAGCUCUAAUCUUAGAGACCACGAGAGAACUCACACUGGAGAGAAACCAUAUACUUGUCAUCUAUGUGGAAAAGCCUUUGUUACAAGCUCUAAUCUUCGAGAACAUGAGAGAACUCACAGUGGAGAGAAACCAUACAAAUGUCAUCUAUGUGGAAAAGCCUUUGUUCAAAGUUCUUAUCUUAGAGAUCAUGAGAGAACUCACACCGGAGAGAAACCAUAUAAAUGUCAUCUAUGUGGAAAAGCCUUUGUUACAAGCUCUUGUCUUAGAAAACAUGAGAGAACUCACACUGGUGAGAAACCAUAUACAUGUCAUCUAUGCGGAAAAUCCUUUGUUCAAAGUUCUAAUCUUCGAGAACAUGAGAGAACUCACACUGGUGAGAAACCAUACAAAUGUCAUCUAUGUGGAAAAGCCUUUGUUACAAGCUCUAAUCUUAGAAAGCACGAGAAAACUCACACUGGAGAGAAACCAUAUACAUGUCACCUAUGUGGAAAAGCCUUUGUUCAAAGCUCUUAUCUUAGAGAACAUGAGAGGAUUCACACUGGAGAGAAACCAUAUACAUGUCAUCUAUGUGGAAAAGCCUUUGUUCAAAGCUCUUGUCUUAGAAAACAUGAGAGAGCUCACACUGGAGAGGAACAGUAUAUAUGUCAUCUAUGUGGAAAAGCCUUUGUUACAAAUUCUGAUCUUAGAGACCAUGAAGGAACUCACACUGGAGAGGAACAAUAUAUAUGUCAUCUAUGUGGAAAAGCCUUUGUUACAAACUCUGAUCUUAGAGACCAUGAGGACACUCACACUGGAGAGGAACAAUAUAUAUGCCAUCUAUGUGGAAAAGCCUUUGUUACAAAUUCUGAUCUUAGAGACCAUGAGGGGACUCACACUGGAGAGGAACAAUAUAUAUGUCAUCUAUGUGGAAAAGCCUUUGUUACAAAUUCUGAUCUUAGAGACCAUGAGGGGACUCACACUGGAGAGGAACAAUAUAUUUGUCAUCUAUGUGGAAAAGCCUUUGUUACAAGCUCCGAUCUUAGAGACCAUGAGGGAACUCACUUUAAUUAUAGUGAAUGAACAUGGAAGUGCCUUUAGCCACAGCUCUAAUAUAAUAUCAACCACAAGACUCAUGUGGGGGAAGUUCUAUGGUCAUAUUCAUUAUGGAAAUGCCUUCAUUUUUAAUUUAUCCUUACAUAACAUGAGUGAACUGCAUGUGGAGGAACCCUAUAUUUAUAAUUAAGGAGGAAGAGACAUUAGCUGGUCUCUGGUCAUAGGUUGGACAAGAAAAUCCAGUAUGAAUAAUAAUCUAAUCUCCCUUAAAUGGGAAAUUACGCAGGAAAAUCUUUACAGAAGGAGAUCACUCCAGGACAAUAACAGAAAAAUUAAUGCUGAAGAAGUUAUUCAUUAUUAUAUGCAUGGAAAACCUUUACUAGUAGAAAAACUGUUGUAGGCAUGUGAAGUUUCACACUCUAUAUAAUAGUGAAUGAAUGAAAGUCUUCAGUGAUUUUAAUUCCGUAGUCAACAUGUAGUUUCUCACACUGUAUAUAUACAUUGAUAGAAUCAGAUGAAAGGUUAGACUUUGCAUUAGAAAUCCCUGACUAGGAAAAACAUUUAUCAAGAAUGUCUUAAUAGAGUUUAGUCAUUAAAUUGUAAUUUUGCCUAACGGCCUCUUACUAUAAAAAUAUAAGAAAGAUAUGUAGAAUUGUGACAUCAUCUGGGAAUUCUAAAUUCAGUAUUUUGUAACAAUUUUUUUUGCAGUAGUUCUUGGAACUGCAUAUGAGGCAAACUUGUUGCUGAAAAAGCCAUUAUGUUGGUCAGGGUCCUAUUUUUCAUGCAGCAAUAGUAAUUAUGAUGAUUGGAUUCAACUAGAAAGUGUCUUUGAAUAUUAACUGAAAAACAUCACAAGAUGAUGCGUCAUUACUACAUAUUGUUAACCAUGUAUGUGGGUCGUAACGAUGAACUAAAGAUUC
Messenger RNA from Acinonyx jubatus (cheetah), 7998 nucleotides. RefSeq names its product zinc finger protein 596-like. The record is from RefSeq and is a predicted model, not a curated record. Gene Ontology annotation, molecular function: DNA-binding transcription factor activity, RNA polymerase II-specific; RNA polymerase II cis-regulatory region sequence-specific DNA binding. The transcript is spliced from 8 exons. Gene Ontology annotation, cellular component: nucleus. Bases 4895 to 7105 code for a protein of 736 amino acids. Gene Ontology annotation, biological process: central nervous system development; regulation of transcription by RNA polymerase II. Lineage: Eukaryota; Metazoa; Chordata; Mammalia; Carnivora; Felidae.